GUGAUUCAUUUAUCACUCAUUUAUUUACCGCUCAUUGAAUUCUGUACCAGCGGAGAAGUGAUCUAGGCCAGUGCUGCUCUUAUGGUACAUCCAGGAAAGAGGCUCGAACCCUAGACACUCUUGACAGAGAAGUACAGGAACAGCUUCCAAAAGUCAGGAAUGGCCACCAACUGGGGGAGCAUCUUGCAGGAUGAGCAGCAACUGGAAGAGUUGGCACGGCAGGCCAUAGACCGGGCCUUGGCUGAGGGCGUGCUGCUGAGGACCUCGCAGAACUCCAGCUCCUCGGAUGUGGUGACCUACGCCCCGUUCACGCUCUUCCCCUCACUAGUCCCCAGUGCUCUGCUGGAGCAGGCCUAUGCCGUGCAGAUGGACUUCAACCUGCUCGUGGACACUGUCAGCCAGAACUCUGCCUUCCUGGAGCAAACACUGUCUAGCACCAUCAAAAAGGAUGACUAUACCGCUCGUCUCUUUGACAUCUAUAAGCAAGUCCUGAAAGAGGGCAUUGCCCAGACUGUGUUCCUGGGCCUGAAUCGCUCAGACUACAUGUUCCAGUGCAGCACAGAUGGCUCCCAAGCCCUGAAACAGAUUGAAAUCAACACUAUCUCUGCCAGCUUCGGGGGACUGGCCUCCCGGACUCCAGCUGUGCACAGACAUGUUCUCAGUGUCCUAGGUAAGACCGAAGAAGCUGCCAAGAUCCUCUCCAACAAUCCCAGCAAGGGACUGGCCCUGGGGAUCGCCAAAGCCUGGGAGCUAUAUGGCUCAGCCAGUGCUGUGGUGCUAUUGAUUGCUCAAGAGAAGGAAAGGAACAUAUUCGACCAGCGUGCCAUAGAGAAUGAGCUCCUGGACAGGAACAUCCAUGUAAUUCGGCGAAGAUUCGAAGAUGUCUCUGAAAGGGGGUCUCUAGACCAGAACCGAAGGCUGUUUAUGGAAGGCCAGGAAGUUGCUGUGGUUUACUUCCGGGAUGGCUACAUGCCAAGUCAGUAUAAUCCACAGAACUGGGAAGCACGCCUACUGAUGGAGAGGUCAUGUGCUGUCAAGUGCCCAGAUAUUGCCACCCAGCUGGCUGGGACUAAGAAGGUGCAGCAGGAACUGAGCAGGGUGGGCCUGCUGGAGGUGCUGCUCCCUGGCCAGCCUGAGGCUGUGGCUCACCUGCGUGCCACCUUUGCUGGCCUCUAUUCACUGGACAUGGGUGAAGAAGGUGACCAGGCCAUUGCUGAGGCCCUUGCUGCCCCUAGCCGCUUUGUGCUGAAGCCCCAGAGAGAGGGUGGAGGUAACAACCUGUACGGGGAGGAAAUGGUACAAGCUCUGGAGCAGCUGAAGGACACCGAGGAGAGGGCCUCCUACAUCCUCAUGGAGAAGAUUGAACCUGAGCCUUUUGGGAAUUGUCUGCUACGGGCUGGAAGCCCUGCCCAAGUAGUCCAGUGCAUCUCAGAGCUGGGUAUCUUUGGGGUCUAUGUCAGACAGGGAAAGACGCUCGUGAUGAACAAGCACGUGGGGCAUCUGCUUCGAACCAAAGCCAUUGAACACGCAGAUGGAGGCGUGGCAGCAGGAGUGGCAGUCCUGGACAACCCAUACCCUGUGUGAGAGCACAGCCUGGACUCCACUGAAGACGCUCUAUCCCCUGUACUUGUCAUUCCUCUCCUAGCCCUCCUGGGGGGCUGCCCCGUUCCUGCUGUAGGAGAACUUGUCUCUACCAGAGACGUUCAGGAUGUUCAGGGAAGGGAAAUCCCUGCAUACCCUCCCUCAGCUCUCCAUCUGAGGACCAGAAAAGCUGUGUUUCCCUUAGAAGAGAGGACACAUCUUUAGAGUGUGGGAAGCUGCUCUGAGGUAAAGGCCCAUAAACUCUGCAUACCUCCAUUCUCAUUAGCCUUUCCAGCAGGUUCCAGUGCCUGACUAGGGGUAGGACUGAGUGAUAGAAGGAAGGGGGUGGAAGGACAUAGACUUGCCCCCAGCUCUGCCUUAAAUAAAACAAUGCUGAUUCAAUAAUU
Nannospalax galili (Upper Galilee mountains blind mole rat) is the source of this 1988-nucleotide messenger RNA. It is a transcript of the gene Gss, whose product is annotated as glutathione synthetase. The transcript is spliced from 13 exons. NCBI's taxonomy places the organism in Eukaryota, Metazoa, Chordata, Mammalia, Rodentia, Spalacidae. Bases 160 to 1584 code for a protein of 474 amino acids. The record is from RefSeq and is a predicted model, not a curated record. Gene Ontology annotation, biological process: glutathione biosynthetic process. Gene Ontology annotation, molecular function: glutathione synthase activity; ATP binding; glutathione binding. Gene Ontology annotation, cellular component: cytosol.